This is a messenger RNA of Alternaria burnsii, 993 nucleotides long. RefSeq names its product ser thr protein phosphatase family protein. NCBI's taxonomy places the organism in Eukaryota, Fungi, Ascomycota, Dothideomycetes, Pleosporales, Pleosporaceae. The transcript is spliced from 2 exons. Bases 1 to 993 code for a protein of 330 amino acids. The record is from RefSeq and is a predicted model, not a curated record. Gene Ontology annotation, molecular function: hydrolase activity.
AUGUCAACCACGACCACAUCAACAAAACCAGGCCACGUCAGGACGCGAUUUCUCGUCAUCUCGGAUACUCACUCUAUUGCCCCUGCUGACAAUGUCGGAAACAAUGAUGCGUCCUUCCGUCCACCACUGCCUAAGGCAGAUGUGCUCCUACAUUGCGGCGACCUGACGAUGAUCGGUCUUUUGGAUGAGUAUGAAAAGACUCUUGAUAUGCUGGAGAGUAUCAACGCGGAUCUGAAACUCGUGAUAGCUGGUAACCAUGACAUCACUCUGGAUGAAGAAUAUUAUGCCAGAAAGGGCGAGAACAUGCACAGGGGCAGACACGACAAAGACCUACCUGCGAAGGCGAGAGAUAUGUGGACGGGCGAGAGAGCUAAGAGAGCUGGUGUGACCUACCUAGAAGAAGGAACGCAUACUUUCCAGUUACCGAACGGUGCCAAUCUCAGGGUCUACGCUUCCCCUUACCAACCAGAGUUCUGCGACUUUGCCUUUCCAUACUCACGCAAUGAAGACCGCUACAACCCCUCCCAUCAGUGUACACCGAACGCCAAACCGAUCGCCGAGAACCCUGUCCCAGACUUCCCCAGCAUCGAUGUUAUGAUGACCCACGGGCCGCCUAUGGGCGUCAUGGACGCGACAACAACGGGAGAGCACGUCGGCUGCGAACACCUCCUACGAGCAGCUCGACGCUGUAAACCCAGACUUUACUGCUUUGGACAUAUACAUGAGGGCUGGGGUGCGCAGAAAGUACGGUGGAACACCAACGGUCAGCUGGAUGUCAAGAUAGAAGAGCAUAUCGAAUUCGCUGAUGCUGUGGCUCUUGAUUGGGAGGCAAUCAUGGACGAGAGGGCUGCGAGUGUUGACGUUGGUCAAGGUAGCGACAACGCGGUUGAGUUUGGACGGGACACGCUGAUGGUCAACGCCAGUAUCAUGAACGUAACAUACAAGCCAUUGAACGCGCCAUGGCUUGUGGACUUGGAUCUUGAGCAGGCGUAA